GACCUUCGCCGAUCACUGUAAUCUAGCCGUGCCGCAAUCAUCUUCCCCUUGGCGCCCCGAUCACGCCCAUCGAUUAGACCACGCCUACCUAAAAGUCUCCCUCCCGCCCACCUUGUGGCUCCGCCCCAGGCCUAGCAGAGGAAGAUUCUUAUUGGUGAAGAAGUUGUCCUGGUUCCGCCCCAGGGCACGGCGAUAGGCCGAGCCGGAGUGGGGCGGUGGUGGUUGGCUGCCUGGGGACGGGUCGGUAGCCGUGCCUGUCAGAGUGGCUGGCGGCAGUGGCGGCUCUCCCGGCUGGGUUGUCAGUCAGUGAGCAGAGGGGGAAGAUGGCUCGCUCGGACCCGUUCUGUUAGGAAGAAGGGGGGGCAGGUGGUGCUUCUACUCCGGAGAAAGCAGAGCAGCCGCCGUCGCUGUCGCUGGGAGUCAAACAAGCCGAGGUUCUGGAGGUGGAGCUCGGGAAGCCGCUCUGGUUGGAGGUCUAGAACAGAUGUGGAAAGAUGUUCACUUCAGAGAAAGGGGUUGUGGAGGAAUGGUUGUCAGAGUUUAAGACACUACCAGAAACAUCUUUAUCAAAUUAUGCCACAAAUUUGAAAGACAAGAGUUCUUUAGUUUCAUCUCUGUAUAAAGUUAUCCAGGAGCCACAAAGUGAGUUGCUAGAACCCGUCUGUCACCAGCUCUUUGAAUUCUAUCGCAGUGGAGAAGAGCAGUUGCUUCGAUUUACACUGCAAUUUCUUCCAGAAUUGAUUUGGUGCUACCUUGCAGUCUCAGCCAGCAGAAAUGUGCAUAGCAGUGGAUGUAUCGAAGCUCUUCUUCUAGGGGUUUACAAUUUGGAAAUAGUUGACAAACAGGGACAUAGCAAAGUAUUGAGUUUUACGAUUCCGUCUUUAUCCAAACCAUCUGUAUAUCAUGAACCUUCCAGCAUUGGGUCCAUGGCUCUGACUGAGAGUGCGCUAUCCCAGCAUGGUUUGUCGAAAGUUGUGUACAGUGGACCUCACCCCCAAAGGGAGAUGCUGACAGCACAGAAUAGGUUUGAAGUAUUGACAUUCCUUUUGUUGUGUUACAAUGCUGCCUUAACCUAUAUGCCCAGUGUUUCUCUUCAAUCAUUGUGUCAGAUUUGUUCAAGAAUCUGUGUUUGUGGCUAUCCCCGACAACAUGUAAGAAAAUACAAAGGAAUAAGUAGCAGGAUACCAGUUUCUUCAGGGUUCAUGGUACAAAUGUUAACAGGAAUUUAUUUUGCUUUUUAUAAUGGAGAAUGGGAUCUAGCUCAAAAAGCAUUGGAUGAUAUUAUAUACAGAGCUCAGCUAGAAUUAUAUCCAGAGCCAUUGUUGGUUGCUAAUGCCAUAAAGGCUUCAUUGCCUCAUGGUGCCAUGAAGUCUAGUAAGGAGGGUACAAGGUGUAUUCAAGUUGAAAUCACACCAACUUCCUCUAGAAUAUCAAGAAAUGCAGUAACCAGCAUGUCAAUAAGAGGUCAUAGGUGGAAAAGACAUGGAAAUACAGAAUUAACAGGUCAAGAAGAACUCAUGGAGAUAUCUGAAGUUGACGAGGGAUUUUAUUCCCGGGCUGCGUCUAGUACUAGCCAAUCGGGUUUAUCAAACAGUAGUAACAAUUCUAGUAACAAGACAAGUGUAGGAAAGACUCAGAGACGGUCAGGAGGAAGCAAAACUGGAGGAAAAGAAAAAGAAACCACAGGGGAGUCUUGCAAAGACCACUUUGCCCGAAAACAAACUCAGAGAGCCCAAAGUGAGAAUCUUGAGCUUCUCUCUUUGAAGAGACUGACAUUAACUACCAGCCAAUCUCUGCCUAAACCUUGUAGCCAUGGUUUGGCUAAGACAGCUGCAACUGUAUUCAGUAAAUCCUUUGAACAAGUCAGUGGUGUCACAGUCCCACAUAACCCAUCAUCUGCUGUUGGCUGUGGGCCUGGGACAGAUGCCAAUAGGUUUUCUGCUUGUAGUCUCCAAGAAGAAAAGCUUAUUUACGUUUCUGAAAGGACUGAACUUCCAGUGAAGCAUCCAUCAGGUCAGCAGAGACCUCCUAGUAUCAGCAUCACCUUGUCUACAGAUUAAUUUGUAAUAGUUUUCCCACCUAACUAGUGAAUCUAGAAAUACGACUCUGCUUCUUUAUGAAGCACCCAGCAUCUUUCAUCCCUGUCCCAGGCAGGAGCCCUUGUGUCUUAAAUUCUAAAGGCUACCUUGACCUUAUGAAGGGAAUAAUGUGUAGGUUGUAAUAAGGUCAAACGUGGUUCUGUUAUUUCUUGGGUGUAUUUUCCCCCCUUGAUUUGAGUCUUUUUUUUUUUCUUUAUUUGUUUCUAUGGUCUAAGAUGGUCAGUGUCACAAUACAUUUUGGCAAGUUGUCUGAUCAAAUUGGGGACAUCUCGUGAGGUUGUGAGUUCUUAUUUUUUAAUAACUCCUAUUUUGGUAGUUGUAUGUUUGGCCUUCAGCGUAAAAGGGAAUCUCAUGCAUGGGAGCUGUUUUUGAAAGGAGGCAGAGGGUGCAACUCCAGGAAUUCUGUAGCUGACUGCACAACAGGGCAGUCUGAAAAUCAGGCAUGUUAAAAAAACAAAAAUGAUGUGUAUGAAAAGUGCCUGAUAAAAAUGUUUGUAAUCAGAUUGUCCUUAAGAUUAGUGGAAUCGUUUAUAUAAAGCACUGGAAAAAGCCUCGUAACUCAGUACCUAGACUAUUAUGUAAUUCCAGGGGAAGGGUAGAGGGAUUUCUGUUGUUAUCUUUGGAACAUUUUUAUAUAAAAAAUCAGAUUGCCAGUAGAUGUGUUGUUUUGAAGUAUUUGAUCUGGAUUUAGCAGGUGAAAAUCCCUUUCAAUUCCUAAAACGUAAUCAGCCAUGAAGCUGACUUACCCUGCUGCUUGACUUUGGAAAUCCUAGGUAGUUUGGUUUCCUAGAAUUCAAAGUACACAUCAUUGAAGUCUUCCUGGAAAUCAUCGUAAAUCGUGCAACACAGCUCUCAAGACACCGGUGUCAACCAUAUAAUAUUGAAUUGUUUGUCAGCAAAUGAAGGAAAUUAGGUAAAUUUUUCAUCUAUAAAAUGUCAUGCAAGAAAGCAUAAUGAAAUAUGGACAAAGGACAUUUAUGUAAUUAAUUUAGGUUUAUUUAUGUUUGUGCUUUUAAAUUUAGAAUUGUAAAAUAGGAAAGAAGUUAAAUAAUUUGUUUGUGAACGGGCCUAGUUUAAAUGUUCUUGUCAUGGUAGAAAGAAUAAUCAAUGUAGUUGCCCCCAACCAAAAAAUAAAAAUAAAAAAGGCAAUAUGGCAGAAGCAAAACAAACUUGUAUGUAGCUGUAGAGAACUGUGUGACCUCUAGAUAGAUGUAAAAUGUGGUAUUUGCUAGUGCUCGUCCUUUUAGCUGUGGUCAAGGCUCCCUGUAAAUCAAGUGUACGUAACUAAUAAUUCAGAGGGAGAGAAAGAAAGCAGGGCUGAGGAUAAGGGUAAAUUGACUGGGAGGGAAGGCCUGUCUGUCCCCUCUUUGUCUCCUUCACUAUUAAUGCACAGUGGUUUCCUUAUUCACAGUCCCUAGCUGUAGUUGCACAGAAAAUGUUAGUUUUCCUUUUGUGCCUGCUUAUGCAGAGCUCAAAUGUGAAAAAUUUGUAUGUCCUAAAGAGUGCUAAAGCAUACACUAUGAAUGCAGUUUUGAUCAUAACUGCUUUGGCUACCAUUUUAAAUUUAAAUCUUCAAAAAGCAUGAACUAGUUUUCAUUCAUUAAUCUUGAAUAGAAUAUGGCUUAUAUUAGAAGUGAAUUUGAGUUUUUUAGUUCCACUAAUAGAAAUGGGAUAAGAUCUAUUGCCAUAAACUGUAGUUUAAAAAAAAAAAAAGAAAAAAAAAAGGUAAGACUAGACCGUGAAACUUGAUAUUGUAUUAAUUUAACAGGAAUCCUGUGUACAAUUUAAAAUAUUUGUAAAAUGUCACUGUGAAUUUCCUUUUGUCUUUUUCUAAUUCUUUAACAAAAAAAUUCCCUCAGGCAUAUAGCUACUAACAAUAUUAAUAGUCUUAAGAAUUAAUUUUAGAAGACUGGCCUUUUAAGCAAGUCAAGUGCUUAGGAAACAUUGUAGAAUAAAUCUGAGGAAACAGGUGGCAGAAAUGAGAGAUCAGAUUUUAAUGAUCAACUGCUGUAUUGGAACCUCAUUUUGGUAUUAUUCUAGAUCAUUGCUACUCCUGCAGUCUGAGGACCAGUAAGUAGCAUUGGCAUCACUAGGCAUCUUGUUAAAGAUGUAGAAUUUCAGAGCCACUUUUAAUCUACUGAAUCAUAAUCUGCCUUUUAACAAGAUCCUUAAGUGAUUUUUAUGUGCAUUAAAGUUUAAAAAGAGAGUAUCAAAGUACAAAUUACCUACCUAAUAUUUGGAAUUUUCAGUGGUCUCACAACACUAGAUCAAAUAUGUUAGAUACUAAAUAUUAUAAUCUUCAUUGUUUUUAAUAGCUUAUAAAUUUUUAAUAGUGUCUAUGACACUUAUUAGAUCCUUACUUCUAAAUUUUUAAUGAUUUUCAUUUAUUUUUACAAUAAAAUUAUAACAUUUUAUAUUUUUCAUAUUAACUAUAAAUGGAAUCAGAGCUGUAGAUGCCUACCAUUUUAAGUAUGAAAGAGGUACCACCGUUUUAUACAAUGCACAACAAAUCUUCAUGUGUAUAUUCUUUAAAGAACUCUGAAGGCUUACUUAGUGGAGUGGUUCUGAAUUUUUGUUUCAAGUAAUUUGCACGAGUUGAUUUCCUGGAAGUUAUGUUGACAGUAAAAUUAUUUUAUAGCACCUUUGAUACUAUUUCAAAUAAGGGUUAUACAUUUGAAAAUUUUUAUAGCAAGUAUAAAUAUUGGAUAAAUGCUAACUAUGGUAACAAUUACAAUUAUCCCUCUUACUCAGCUUUCCAGAUUUUAAAGUUGGGGUGACUUUUUUAGGUCAUUUUUUCACAAAGAUGCUAAUGUAACCAUUUGGUCACAGAUCUCCUCUAUAUCUUUAUCACAAAAAGGAUUCUGCCCCAAAUGGGAAAUUGCACCCCAUAGUUCAAAGGAUCUGAACAAAAAUUAUAGUUCCAUUCCACAUUUUAAGCCAUUAGGGAGUCUUAAAAUUACCCAACCUCUCACUCUUCAAGUACUCAACUACCUGGGGUAUUCUAGUGAAGGUAGGUCCCAGCAUUUGCCUUUGGAAUUGAGUAGGGACUUGCCUUUGGAAUCAAGUUCAAGGGAGUGUCCCCAGAGGACCUAGGACAGGUGAGCACCCUGGAACCCCUUGUACUCCACCAUGGAACUUUUUGAGGCAGCUCUGUAGAUUUGAAGGGUAGAAAUUCUCAGUCCUUAAAUGAUGACAAAGUUUGUUUUGAAAAAGCAGUAUUUUGUUGCCCUUUUCAGUUAUGAAGCAACUGCUUAGUAAACAAAACAAAAAAUUAAAGGGAAAUAUGUUUUUUAAACCAAAAUAGAUAAAAAUGAUACCAGUUUUAAGGAAUUUUGCCUAUUUUGGAAGACUCAAAUUACAAUGUUAAAACCUUUACAUUUAAAUUAUAGAGAAAAAAAAUUGUACCCUGAGACAUAAUUUUAAAUAGAUAUUUAAAAGAAGACUGUUUAACAUUUGACUCUAUAGGCACAAUAAAUUUACACUUUGUUAAAGGGAAGCACAUCAAGGAAAUCUAUAUCAUAAAUAAUGUAACAAAAAAUGUUUCUUAAAAAGCCAUUAAAAAGAAGAAUAAUUUGAUGGGCACUUAAGCAUUGUAGAUAGAAAUAAAUGUAUAAUAGUGUCUUCCCAGUCUUUGGAUAAAAAAUAUAAACUCUCUAGUCCUUUACUUAGCAUGAAAUUUAUAUUUUUAGAUUAGUUGCUUAGUAAAAUUAUACUCAGUACUUGAGUUAUUCACAUUUAUGUUUAAUAUUGUUAAAUUCUUUAUCAGAGAACAUAAAUAUGUUAUCCUCUGUAUUUUGUAACUUGUGCAUAUCUAAAAAGACUAGCAGUGAACAUUUUGGAAGAUGUUUUUGUGUUUUUUUAUAGUAGAGAUCUAGAGUACCUGUGUCUUAAUAUGAAGUUUCUUUUAGUAAACUCAAGAUCUUAUUUUGCAUACCUUUGCUUUCUCUUAUGUAGGGUUUUUUUGUGUACUGCUUAUCUUUAUUUCUAAUCCUGUAGUGAUACUAAUCUUUUCAUAGUAAAUAUACUUGUUUCUAAUUGUAUUCCAGGAGUUUACAUUCCUAAAGAAUAAACUAUGACUUUGCAUAUUUUUAUGUGCUCCCUACAUUUUUAAGGCUAUGGAAAUAAACUGGAGUUUAGUUUUUUGAAGUUUUGUAUAUUUGUGUAAAUGUCCUUAUGCAGUACUUUAUACAGCAGUGUUGCCUCUUGUUUUAUUGAAAUAAAAACUGAAAAAAUA
This is a messenger RNA of Prionailurus viverrinus (fishing cat), 6333 nucleotides long. It is a transcript of the gene HYCC1, whose product is annotated as hyccin PI4KA lipid kinase complex subunit 1. The coding region runs from base 495 to 2060 and encodes 521 amino acids. Gene Ontology annotation, cellular component: plasma membrane. Gene Ontology annotation, biological process: protein localization to plasma membrane; phosphatidylinositol phosphate biosynthetic process. NCBI's taxonomy places the organism in Eukaryota, Metazoa, Chordata, Mammalia, Carnivora, Felidae. The transcript is spliced from 11 exons. The record is from RefSeq and is a predicted model, not a curated record.